GCAUUCGGUUAUUCCAUUAUGAAACGAUAACCUUUUUUUGUCAAGCCCGAAACCAUAAAAAGUGGUCCGACCACUGGGUUUCCCGAUUGAACGGCUACCGGCAAACACUCAAAAUGACUUGCUAGAGAUUGUUUUCAUGGCCGGUUUUGAUUGGACUUGGUCCAACCUAGGGGUGGCUAUUUGGACCGGGACCGGAUUAAAAACCGGAAACCGGACCGUAUAACCCGGAUCGAGAUCGGACCGGGACCGGAUAGUAAACAAUCCAAUUCAAUCUUUGGGCUUAGAUGUGAGGUAAAAAACCGGAUAAAGACCGGAUAAGAGAGCUCAACACCCAAAACUUAAGGGUAAUUUGCAUAAACGGUCACAAACCUUUGCACUUAGUACAAAACUUAACCAACUCCUCACCCUUUAAGGCCUUAGGCCACUCAAAUCCCACAAUCUCAAUGUAAAAUCAAGAUCGAAUUGGGACCGGACCGGAUCAAAACCGGACCGGAUCAAGACCGGACUGUAUCCAAUCCAAUCUUCGGUCCUUAUAUUUUCAAAAAGACCGAAUUGGACCGGAUCAAUUUGGGACAAUUUAACCGGACCGGACCGUAUAGCCACCCCUAGUCCAACCAACCGGUCAAAUAGUGGUUUGACAACACUGAUGAUGUCCCAACUUUUGGUUAAUUCAAGUUCAAAUUAGCGUCUUCUUACUAAGAGUAUGCAUGUACGUAGUACCCCUCAUAUUUACCCACGAAACUGUAGAAAAUCUUCACAAUAUCCGACAAGAGCUAGCAUACGCCUAUCAGAUGUACUUCAACGAAUCAGAAUCGAUGGUUGUUAUCAUUUGACCAAAUUAAUUUUUGUUGUUUGUGUUUAGAUUAAGAAAAAUCGGUUAAUUCAUUAUCUAAAUAACCAACUCAGUAACCUGACCGCUACAUAUAUGAUUGAUUAGUCGAAUGGUUGAUUGAAUUGUUCUUAAGGACGAUUAACUAUUGUGACUGGAAAUUAACUAGGGCAAGGCAUUAUGGCUGGCCCAACACUUACACGUUUACAAAAGCAAUGGGGGAGAGGAUAGUCAUGAGUUUGAAGGACGAUCUCCCACUUGUAAUCAUCCGCCCCACCGCCGUAACGAGCACCAUUAAAGAUCCAUUUCAAGGGUGGCUGGAGGGUGUCAGAACCCUGGACGGAUUUAUUGUGAAUUAUGCUAAAGGGAGACUGAAAUGCCUCAUCGAGAGGCCAGAAAUCAUUUAUGAUCUGAUCCCAGCAGAUAUGGUUGUGAAUGCGAUUGUAGGAUGCAUCUGUUCAGCAUUCCAGAACCAGCCUUUGGAUCUCAUUUAUCAUUUGGGCUCUUCAGGAAGGAACCCAAUAACUUCAUCUGAUCUCCGACACUUGACCUUCACUUUCUUCUCUCAAAAUCCAUGGAGGGACCGCCAUGGAAGGCCAAUCAAAGUUGCCAACUUCAAGACUUUUAGCUCCAUCAAGACCUUUCAGAUUUACAUGACAUUUCGUUUCCUGCUCCCGCUAAAGGUACUGUGUCUCGUAAAUGCAGUUCUUUGUAACAGAUUCCAAGCAUUGUGUGUUGAACUUGAUCGUAAGUUCGAGGUGGUGAUGAGGCUGGUAAAACUUUACGAACCCUACAUGCUCUUCGAGGGGAUCUUUGAGGAUACUAAUUUGGAGAAGUUGAGGGCAAGGGGCAGUGAAAAUGGGUGGUGGGACGACGAGGAGAUGAAUAUGAAUACAGGCAGCAUUGAUUGGAGCGACUACAUCAUGAAUGUUCACAUUCCAGGCCUUAUCCGAUUUGUCAUGUUCUAAUUUCAUGAUCAAAUGGAUUGUGAUUAGUAAUGUUUGUUAAAACAAUAAGGAGUGUUGGGGCAUGUGAAUAAUGUUUAGUAUCGCGGUUCUAUCAUUGGUGUUAAACUUAAAUGUUACAUGUUUGAAUAUUAUAGCAUAUAAUAAUAAAAAUAAAUCAAUGUCGCCCUAGUAACAAAUAGUAUUGGAGCACAUUGUACUUUGUCGCAUUUAAACUUUAAACAAGUGAUUUCUUUCUUACUUUUUCCAAUUCUAGAUAUGCUCUUCUUAUAGUUGCGCUUUUGAUUUGUGGAUGAUAUUUGGUAGAAUUUUAAGCUAUUUCUUUGUAUUGAUUCUAAUAAUUAUUUUUCAUUUUUUUGUUUCAAACAUGAUAAAUAGAGUCAGGGGGAUAUUUACUUACAUAGUUUGAUAUUUUAUUUCUAAUUUAUAAAUGUUUUGACUUAUUGGAGUUCCUUUAAAUUUUAAGUAUAUAUGCACACUUAAUCGGGGAUUUCUUAUUAUUUGAGUAUUCUUAUUAAGCAAGAUUUUCUUUAACAGUAGGUCAUCUUUAAAAGCUUCAAUUUAUUCAAUAUUGGCUGCCAAUAUACAAGAUUCUUGGAUUGAAAUGACAACAAAGUAGAUUGUUCUGAAUUCGGAAAUAAAAAAUGAUUACUUCGGAAACCAGGGUAGAUCACAACAGAAUAGAAAAAGUGCAUUCAGGAGGUCAAUCUCCUCCUUUGCAACGAGUUGGUGGUCGUAUUCGUCAUUGACUCUAAUAUCAAAUGUUGGAAUUAUAAUCCACAAUAACGAUAAUAUUCUCUCGAGUUGAGAAUACAAUCUUGUUUUCACAUCAUACAUGUUAUCUGCCUUUCAUAGUUCAAUCAUCGUCUUUAAAUAGACCAACUUCUAACUGACUCCUAUGAUCAACUAACUAAGCUAAGAUUCCGACUAAUCGUUUGGCUGCUGUUCUACCUAAUUUGGUAAGUCACUCUCAGUCUGCCUUUGUUAAGGGAAGAUUAAUUUCUGAUAAUAUACUGCUUGCUUCUAAACUAGUUAAUGGGUAUGAGUCUAAGGUAGUCAGCUCGAGUUGUGUGAUUAAAAUAGACUUAAUGAAAGCCUUUGAUUAAGUUAACUGGAAUUUCUUGUUUGAUGUCUUGACUAUUAUGGAAAUUAGAGGAAAAUUAUUAAACUUGCUUAGGGCUUGUGUUUGUACUUCCAUGGUCAGUGUGGCUCUUAAUGGAGGGUUAUGUGGGUUUUUUGGUAUGCAGAAAGGGUUAAGACAUGGUGACCUCCUGUCUUCCUAUCUCUUUAACAUUGCUAUGAAAGUUUUGGAUGGAUUAAUGAAGAAGGUUGCCACUGAAAAUUAGAUUCCUUGUCAUCCUCUUUGUAAACCCUUAGCUAUAACACAUCUCUGCUUCAUUGAUGACUUGCUAGUGUUUACUAAUGGGUUAAUUAGAGUUGUUGCGGGUGUUAGAAGAAUGUUGGAUGACUUUUAUAGCUUGUCUGAUUUGCAUUGCAAUCCUAGAAAAUGCCAACUCUUUUGUGCAGGUAUCCCGGAAGAAGAAAAACAUAGUAUUUCUGUUUUUUCGGGUUUCCCUCUUGGUCAGCUACAAUUCAAGUACUUGGGGGUCCCUUGGAUUACCAGCAAGCUAACUAGGAAGGAUUGUCGUGUCUUGGUUGAUAAAAUUACCCACCGUGUUCAGAGUUGGAGAGCCAAGAUGUUGAGUUUUGCGGCUAAGGUCUAGCUUAUCAGUUCGGUCUUAUAAAGCAUCUUACAAUAU
Molecule: messenger RNA, 3554 nt
Organism: Linum trigynum
Lineage: Eukaryota; Viridiplantae; Streptophyta; Magnoliopsida; Malpighiales; Linaceae
Source: the annotation of a GenBank genome assembly